Eurytemora carolleeae is the source of this 781-nucleotide messenger RNA. RefSeq lists its product as uncharacterized. Gene Ontology annotation, molecular function: protein binding. The transcript is spliced from 7 exons. Gene Ontology annotation, cellular component: extracellular region. Lineage: Eukaryota; Metazoa; Arthropoda; Copepoda; Calanoida; Temoridae. The record is from RefSeq and is a predicted model, not a curated record. The coding region runs from base 161 to 688 and encodes 175 amino acids. Gene Ontology annotation, biological process: proteolysis.
GACGACAUUCAAGUCCUCUUGCAUACUGUCAUGUUUCGUGGGACACCCUGUAUGUAAAUACUAUUUACUAAUUUGAUACUAAUACUAAUUUGAAAAAAGAACCCCCUUUCACUCCCUUUUGUACAAUUUUCACAUUGUUAAUAAAUUUUCAGAUUAAAUCAUGGUCAAGAUUAUAAAUGUCUCCGCAUGGAUGCUUCUCCUUAAUACAGUCCUGGGAUUCCAUCAAGGAGAACAGUUUAUUAGAAUCCAAUCUCCAGGUAGUCUACCCUUCUACAAGAGUGCUACUGUAUCCCCUGUAUCAAGGUUUCAAUGUAUAAUUAAGUGCAACCAAGACCAAUAUUGUGAUAGGUUUGAUUUCAAGAAUGAAGAAUGUACUCUAGGGAGAGGAAAAUUUGUUUCUUGGCAAAAUACUGUGGUAGAAUACUUGGAUGCAACAGAACUGUGGUUGAAAGUCUAUAAGACAGAGUGUGCGGAGCCGAAAUGUGUGAGCCGGGAUAUGUCCUACACUGGAGAUAACAAUUUUGCAGUUGUAUACUCUGUUGGUUCUCCUGAUGAGUGUGCUUGUGAGUGCACAAAGACCAAGGGUUGCACUAACUGGGGAUAUGUUGGAACUGAAUGUUACCUGAAGCAUACUCUAACUGAUCUUGAAGCAUAUCCUAAUGCUCAGUCCGGAUCUCUCCUCUGUUAGCAUUUUGUUGAUUGCAGAGGAUGUCAUAGCUGAAAACUUUUAAAUUGUGGAUGCUUGAUCUCCUCUUUUUUAUUAAUCUUAAAGGGACUGUAA